Messenger RNA from Cuscuta campestris, 824 nucleotides. NCBI's taxonomy places the organism in Eukaryota, Viridiplantae, Streptophyta, Magnoliopsida, Solanales, Convolvulaceae. The record is from the annotation of a GenBank genome assembly.
AAAUGAAGUCUACCAACUCUACUUUACAUGUGUGAGGUAUCCACUAGUCAAAAGUCAAAACCUUUUCUAAACUCCAACCGGAUGGAGAAAGCAGAGGAUUCACCGCCGACGAACGAGUACUCGCCGGCAAAUACGAUCGUAGUUUUCGAAAAGCCGGUCCCGCUGCUCCGCGGACCGAUCAGAACCAACCCUAAUUCCGGCGAAUUCGCCCUCGCGUUCCCGGACCCACAUUCAUGGGCAUCGGCUUACAAGUCCUGCGAGCACCAAAUCACCCAGCAAUGCGAAGCCGGGGUGCGAAUCGGCUGCUCCGUCUCCGCCUCCAUGAAAUGUCAGCCUCCCUGGUGGAGAUUCGCAUUCGGCGGCGGAGCUUCCAAACAGGAAUUCUCGGAGAGGCAAAAAUGCGAAGAGAGAGAAAUGGAGGCUUGCCUCAGAGAGGCGAAGGACAGAUGCUGUGGAUACGCGAAGCAGAAGUGUUCGGGAGCUUUUCUCGAUGCGAAGAUCGCCGUCACAGGUUCGAAAAACCCUAAUAUAAACUGGAAAGAAGCUUCGAAGUUAAUUUCUUGUGUAAACCUGGCGGAUAAGAAAUUGGGGGCUGAUUUACUGAGGUUUCAGAAGCCAUGGGCAGAGUUCAAGACUCAAUUUGAAGUGACUUGUUGCAGAGUUCUGUUGAUAAGCAUGGCAAAAGAAUAGCUAUAGAAUGUGUGUGGGUUGAUGUUACCAAGAGAGAUACAGGUAUGGCUAUGCUUUACAUACAGGCCAGGUUCAGAUAAAGGGACAGAGAAGAAGAAGAGUAUAUGGACUUAACAUAAAAUAGUCAAUGUUUA